AGUCAGAUCAAAAGAGAAUUCAUACUUUACUUCGCGAAUUACAAAGUUUAAUUAAAAAUGCGCAGGAACAAUGGGGCAUUUCAUUAACAGGGCAGGGAACUGUUAACGACAAGCUUAAAGCAUUUGCACCUGUUGCUAAUGCUGUUCAUCCUCUUGGGCCUGUUAAUAUAGUCGGAUUAUCUACAGAAUUCUCACAAAAAAUUGCUUUGAUACGUUCAACAAUAUCUAAUUUUCGAAAUACAACUGUACAUGAUAUAUCACAACUCAAUUUGAGUAUCGGAACUGAUCCGUUAUUAAAAAAAUAUCAAUUAGCUUUACAGGAAGAAUCCCUUCGUCUCAAUACGGUUUCUGAAGUUCGGGAAAAUAUCAGGAUCUGUAAAGAAUUAGCUUUAGAUACAUGCCAAAAUAAAAAAGGUCAUGGUUCCACUCUUAGAUUAGCGAUAAGUGGAUCUAUUUGCGUAAUGGACUUCUUACAGCAACCAAAAGAUGGUUCACAUACGUCGGCAAACAUACAAUUUGUUUUAUGGCUUUGUCCACCAGUAUACGUUGCUGACACUGUGGCCAAAGAAAUUGAAGAUUUAAUUUGUAUUGUUAUGCCAGGAUUUUUUGGGAGCAGAAUUAUGACAGAUGAUCCUAAAAGUUUGUCGUUGGAAGAACUUUUG
Messenger RNA from Racocetra fulgida, 662 nucleotides. Lineage: Eukaryota; Fungi; Glomeromycota; Glomeromycetes; Diversisporales; Gigasporaceae. The record is from the annotation of a GenBank genome assembly.